AUGCAUGUCUUAAUACAGUUUAACACAAAUUUGCUUUUUAAAUUCCACAGUUGGUUUUCUUUCUCUGCUGCGAGCUUCCAAGACGAAAAGGAAAGAAGGAACAACAGUAGUGCCAAAAAGGGCCAUGGCCAUGUUCAGCCUAUUUGCUGCACGAAAUGUGCCCGAUGCGUGCCCAAGGACAGGACCAUUAAGAAAUUUGUCAUUCCAAACAUAAUGGAGGCCGCAGCAGUCAGGGAUAUUUCUGAAGCGUGCGUCUUUGAUGCCUAUGUACUUCCCAGGCUCUAUGUGAAGCUACAUUACUGUGUGAGUUGUGCAAUUCACAAUAAAGUAGUCAGGAGUCGAUCUCCCGAAGCCCGCAAGGACCGAACACCCCCACCCCGAUUUAGAACUGUAGGUGCUGCCCCAGAACCCCCACCAAAACCCAUGUAAGGAGCUGAGUAAAAGAUUGAAGGCAACUAUUCUCUGGAGAAAAAUAACAUAGAUAUUGUACUUGAUAUUGCUUAUUAAGUGUAUCUGUGCCAGAUAGGGUGGGGAUUUUGUGUGUGUUCGACCAAGUGUGAA
Molecule: messenger RNA, 561 nt
Organism: Cebus imitator (Panamanian white-faced capuchin)
Lineage: Eukaryota; Metazoa; Chordata; Mammalia; Primates; Cebidae
Product: 40S ribosomal protein S26-like
Exons: 2
Coding region: 1-429 (142 amino acids)
Biological process (GO): translation
Cellular component (GO): ribosome; cytosolic small ribosomal subunit
Molecular function (GO): mRNA binding; structural constituent of ribosome
Source: RefSeq, a predicted model, not a curated record